This is a messenger RNA of Pyrus x bretschneideri (Chinese white pear), 614 nucleotides long. Its product is annotated as actin-depolymerizing factor-like. Lineage: Eukaryota; Viridiplantae; Streptophyta; Magnoliopsida; Rosales; Rosaceae. Gene Ontology annotation, biological process: actin filament depolymerization. The transcript is spliced from 2 exons. The coding region runs from base 118 to 597 and encodes 159 amino acids. Gene Ontology annotation, cellular component: actin cytoskeleton; cytoplasm. Gene Ontology annotation, molecular function: actin filament binding. The record is from RefSeq and is a predicted model, not a curated record.
AAUAUUUUUUUGAGCAAGAGAUACAUAAUGACGCGCCAAUUAAUUAGAGGUUGUAACUAAUAAUUUAGCUUUUAUAUAUUAUGGCAUGGGAUCCCGCAGGCCAAUGCAGCUUCUGGAAUGGCUGUGCACGAUGACUGCAAGUUGAGGUUCUUGGAGCUCAAAGCAAAAAGGAGCUAUCGCUUUAUUCUGUACAAGAUUGAGCAACAACAAAUUGUGAUUGAUAAGCUCGGGGAACCUAAUGAGAGUUAUGAGGAUUUCACCGCCAGUUUUCCUGCUGAUGAGUGUCGCUAUGCUGUCUAUGACUUCGAUUUCACUACUGAAGAGAACUGCCAGAAAAGCAAGAUUUUCUUCAUUGCAUGGUCACCGGAUACAUCAAAGGUGAGGAUGAAGAUGGUGUAUGCUAGUUCCAAGGACAGAUUCAAGAGAGAAUUGGACGGCAUUUCAUUUGAAUUGCAAGCAACAGAUCCAAGUGAGAUGAGCUUGGACAUAGUGAAGGGCGAGCCUGCUAAAGCGACCCCCUUUUUGCUCUCUAUCUCUUCCAAAUCUUUUUCAUGCUUUCCCUCACUGUUUCCUUUGGGGGCCACCACCAUUUUAUAGCCAUUAUACUUGGAUUU